Molecule: messenger RNA, 1136 nt
Organism: Momordica charantia (bitter melon)
Lineage: Eukaryota; Viridiplantae; Streptophyta; Magnoliopsida; Cucurbitales; Cucurbitaceae
Gene: MGP1
Product: MALE GAMETOPHYTE DEFECTIVE 1
Biological process (GO): pollen development
Source: RefSeq, a predicted model, not a curated record
UUGCAGAGCUUCCCCUCCGCUUCGCAUAGACGCCUCCUCAAACGAGGGCUCACUCCUCUUGGCUCUUAUAUCUUACUUCGAAUCCUCAAACGACCCAACGAAGCAUCACAAGAAAGGCGCAAUCUGAGCUCCUGCCAUGGCUUUAUCUUCCCGUCUAUUGUCCAAAUCCAAGCAGGUGCUUGGCAGUCAAAGUAUCUUACACCAGGGGCAUGCUAUUCCUGUUCGUCACUUUGCAAAAGAGGCUGCUCGGCCUGCUCUGAAGGGAGAUGAAAUGCUGAAGAACAUAUUUUUGGAAGUGAAAAAGAAAUUCGAGACAGCACUUGAUGUCUUCCGGAAAGAGAAGAUCACAAUUGAUCCAGAUGAUCCUGCUGCAGUAGCUCAAUACGCCAAGGUCAUGAAAUUGGCAAGAGAGAAGGCAGAUUUAUUCUCAGAAUCACAGAGAAUCAAAUACACCAUUCAGACACGAACUCAAGACAUCCCUGAUGCUAGAACAUACUUGCUGACGUUGAAGGAUAUAAGGAUUAAGAGAGGUCUUACUGAUGAGCUUGGUGCAGAAGCUUUGAUGUUUGAUGCACUGGAAAAGGUUGAGAAAGAAUUGAAGAAACCUCUCUUGAGGAAUGACAAGAAAGGAAUGUCUGUUCUUAUGGCUGAGUUUGACAAAAUCAAUCAGAAGCUUGGCAUUCGGAGGGAAGAUCUGCCCAAGUACGAGGAGCAGUUGGAACUUAAAAUUUCCAAGGCACAAUUGGAUGAGCUGAAGAAAGAUGCUCUUGAGGCAAUGGAAACUCAAAAGAAGCGUGAGGAGUUUAAAGACGAGGAAAUGGUGGAUACGAAGUCUUUAGACGUGAGAAACUUCCUGUAGAUUUUCAAAUCAUUUUUCAUUUGUUUUGUGGUUGAGCAAAAUCUUUAUCAACUGAAGUUAUUUGGUUGUUUUGAACACCGGGAAUCCAUCUCUUUAGCUUUAAUAAGAAAAGCACCUAUGAUAUUGGGAGUGCAUCAUUGUCUGAUGUUUGAUCCCAACUCCCUUUUUUUGUAAUUCAUCCUACUAUGUUGCUUUGCCAGGUGAUAACUGGAUGGAUAUUUUCAAGAAAUUUUCAUUCUGUCCUGCUACCAGAUUCCAAUAAGUUUCUGUUAUAUUA